AUGAUGAGGCCUCAUAGCUUUCGACGGAGCAAAGCCCACCUGGACGAAGGGGGUCGAUACUAUCGCUUCAAUGUCGCACGAGGACUAGAAGAGAUCGGAUUGGAAGACUCGAAGACAAGAAAAGAGAUAGCUGCGGCGACGCAGGAAGUGUUCAAACAGAUGACAGCGUGUGCGAAUAGGGUAUCCGUGAAGCAAGUCUCUCAGAAGUACAAUAUCCCAUUCAGUCUGCGAGGUGUUCCCGUGAUCGACAAGUUUGCGGACCGUCCAACUGACCUGGCUGAUCUGGGUAAGGCGCUCUUCCCCCGGCGUGGAUCUCGUCGACGUCAAAUAUUCGUACUGAGCGGGCUCGGCGGGAUGGGUCAAUCACAAUUAGCGGCACAAUUCGCGAGACGGAACCAUAGCAAAUACAGUGCUGUGCUCUGGCUGGACGGGAGCUCAGAAGAGAACUUGAAGCAAAGCAUCGCCUAUGCAGCCACGCGGAUUCCGGCAGAACAUGUCCCGGAGACAGUCAGAACGAAGAACGAACCAGCUGCCAAUCUCCUCCUGUGUUGGGCUUUUUUAGACACCCGAAAUUUAUGCUUCCGCUGGGUCGUCAACGACUGGGUGGAGAUCUUGGAGUUAGAGGGUCAUGCGGAGGAAGAUAGAUCAGGAUACGAUGAUAACUCAACUGACAUUCUUAAUGGUUUUGUUCGCCUGGGCAACUUCUACACUGAUCAAGCCAAACUGAGGAAAGCAGAGGAGAUGUAUAAGCGGGCACUGCGAGGCUACGAGCAGGCACUGGAGAUGUACGAGCGAGCACUGCGAGGCUACGAGAAAGCACUGGGUAAGGAGCACACGUCGAUACUUAGCGUGGUCCACAAUCUAGGCGCCCUCUACGCCGAUCAAGGGAAGCUAGACCAGGCGGAGGAGAUGUGCGAGCGGUCACUACAUGGCUACGAGAAAGCACUACACUAUUUAUGGUCUUGGUUUGCUCUAUCACAGGCAGGGCAAAACAGAAGAGGCCAGAAAUAUGCUCCAGCGCACAGUGUUCGGCCGAGAAAAGAUUCUGGGAGAAAAUCAUCCUGA
Messenger RNA from Rhinocladiella mackenziei CBS 650.93, 1065 nucleotides. RefSeq lists its product as uncharacterized. The record is from RefSeq and is a predicted model, not a curated record. The transcript is spliced from 4 exons. Gene Ontology annotation, molecular function: protein binding. The coding region runs from base 1 to 1065 and encodes 354 amino acids. Lineage: Eukaryota; Fungi; Ascomycota; Eurotiomycetes; Chaetothyriales; Herpotrichiellaceae.